UUUGUUUGUUUGUUUGUUUGUUUGUUUGGUUUUGAUGGAAGAGCGGUCGAGAUCAGGGGAGCAUUCGGGGAUUGUGGUGAAGAGUAGGAGCCAAUCGGGGUGUUUGAUCGCGAGGAAGAAAGGAGAUGUUUCGGGUCGACCCGGGUCUACAGGGAUCCGUAACAUUUACGAGUCUAAAACAGAUAAGAAGAGGUCUAGGAUGAUUAUGAGUGAUUCGGGUUCUAGCGAUGAUUUAGUAAUGCCACCUCGAAGGAGGGUUGAGCCGGAGACGUUUCAGGUUUGUAAUGGUUUAGCUGUUUAUGAAGAGAAUGGAAUUGGUAGGAAGAGGAAUAGGGAGGAGAGGAUAAGGGCAAGUGAGGAAGGUUUCAUUGGUUGGAAUGAUAAGUAUUUGAGUGAGAGUAAGAGGAAUAGGUUAGAUGUGUUCAACGUUAAUCAGUACGGUGGACUUGAUGAGGAUAUGAUUAUGAGAAGAAACAGAUUUGGUUAUGGUGGAGACAAUGUGUGUGGGAGGAGAUUGCUGGGUUCAAUGCCUGCGGUUGCUCAGAUGAGUAUAGAGACGGAAUAUGAGAGUGGUCCAAGCAGGCAUGCUUUUCAUGAGAAGAAGCAGAAGAAAAAAUUGUACUUCGAUAAAAGCGAAGGGAUGAAUUGGGGUGAUCAUGAUGAUAGAAACAGGUUCAGGAAGGAUAGGGAUGGUACACCGAUGCAUUACCCUUUGUUGAGGGAGAGGUAUAUGGCUAGUUCAGAUGAACCCAUCAGGGUUCAGGGCAAAAAUGGUGUU
Molecule: messenger RNA, 778 nt
Organism: Hibiscus syriacus
Lineage: Eukaryota; Viridiplantae; Streptophyta; Magnoliopsida; Malvales; Malvaceae
Exons: 1
Source: RefSeq, a predicted model, not a curated record